Messenger RNA from Tetrahymena thermophila SB210, 811 nucleotides. Its product is annotated as isochorismatase hydrolase. NCBI's taxonomy places the organism in Eukaryota, Ciliophora, Oligohymenophorea, Hymenostomatida, Tetrahymenidae. The record is from RefSeq and is a predicted model, not a curated record. The transcript has 2 exons.
AAAAACAUAAUUAAAUUUAUGGUUUUUUGAUCAACCAUUAAAUCUACAUUUAUUUUGAUAAUGGAAAAUAAUAAAAAUAGCAAGCCCCAAGCAUAGUUGCCACAUAGAAUAGAAAUAGAGGAAACCAUUUUUUUAUCAUGUGAUUAACAAAGUUCCUUUCAUAAACAUAUAUUUUCAUUUGACACAAUUGUAGGAACAGCAAAAUAACUAAUAAGAACAGCCUCUCUAUUAGGUCUCCCUGUUCUGGUUACUGAAUAGAAUCCAUAAAAGCUUGGAAAUUUGAUAAUAGAUCUCCAAAAAGAAUUACCAUAAAUAAAUAGUUAAGUCAUAUAAAAAAUGUCUUUAUCUAUGGUAAAUGACUAAACUAAACAAUUUCUUAACAAAUACCCUCAUCGUAAAACUGCAAUAUUAUUUGGAGUUGAAGCACAUGCAGCAAUACAAUAAACGACACUUGAUUUAAUUUCUUUAGGUUAUAAAGUGUAUUUGAUAACUGAUGGAAUUUCUAGUUAAAGAAAGAUAGAUAGAUCAACUGCAUUCAGGAGAUUAGAAAAUGAAGGAGCCAUAUUAGCUACUUCAGAAUCUGUUAUAUUUGAAUUAAUUAGAACAGCAAAGCAUCCUCAAUUUAAAAAGAUACUAAAUAUAUUAAAGAUGGACAGAGUACAAGCUAUUGCAAAAUUGUGAUUAAUAAAGGAAAAUAUUAGCUAAAAAUUAAUUAAUCUUUAUUUUAUUGAGACAAUAUUUAGUAAAAAUUGGCAAAUAUGUGACAAUAUAUUAAUAAAAAUUUUAAAUUAUCAGCAAUUCAUUAAUAAAU